GAUAAAAGCUAAACUAAGUUGAAACUCCAAUCUAAAAUCCUAGUGAUACAGGGAAUUCAUGGAUCCCCUUCCUUCCUGCUCUUCCUCUUCAUCUUCCUCUUCUCUUAAGAGCAAAACUCUAGCAAGUAAACCCCACAAAAGGAAUGAAGCCACAUUCAUUUCGGUAUAUAUCAUGUCAGCUUUUGGAUCACUUAUUUUCAUUCAAUCCUUGGCUGUUCAAAUGAACCCCAAUUGGAUAUUCCCCAAUAACUCAAAUGAGUUCAUAUCUCUCCCUUCUCUCCAUCCCUCCCCCAAAUUGGAGAACAUAGGCCUUGCCAAAACUACCUCUUCUUUUCAUCGGAAACCCAUCUCCGGAAAUGUCAAAGAUUUUCGAUCCAAUGGCUCUCGUCUUCGAAAACCCAUGUUAAAAGCCCCAAACAAUUCUCAAACUACCACUUCUCCCUAUAAAAAACCCAUCUCAAAGUCCUCAAUUUCUUUUCAAGUGGACCCAUCUCUAUACAAAAAGCAAGUCCCAACAAUAAUCUCAGAUGACGUCUCAAAUAAAGCAAAUUAUACCCAAAGUAUUGAAUCUUUAAACCAAAAACCCAUCUUAGGAGGCUUUGUUGAAAUCCAAAAACCCCUCUAUUCUCACACAAAACCCUUCUCAAAUGUGAUAUUCUAUCCCCUAAGAGACCCAAGUGUUGCCCCUUACACCAAUCCCAAGAAGACAUGGUUCAUGAGCACUCUGAGUGGCCAAAGCAGAGGUGGCAUCCCUGAACACUUCAUAUUCUCCGCAAAUUCCACACCAGACAAUGCGUAUCUAUGCAUAGACUUUUCCAACAAAUCAUAUGGGUUUUCACGUCAUGUCCCCGGUGAUUUUACCCUUCUCCGAGGUCUAACAUUCGUAGCCGAUAGCUAUUGGGACUAUAUCAACCCAUGGCAUAGUAUGAAUGCUUUGGCUGUGUUUCUUUCAUGGAUGAAGGACAAUGGGUGUCCAAAGCCAGAUAGAUUUGUGGCCUUUCACAAUGGAGAGCUAGUAACUAAAUUGGGUGAUUGGAUUUAUGCUAUUUUGGAAGCUUCUUUGGGGUAUAAACCCCAUGCAGAAACUAUGAGUGAUGGGUAUAGAGGAGGACUAGUAUGUUUUGAGAAGGCUGUGAUCUUUAGAAGGGGACUUGGUCACAUGUCUGGCGAGAGAAGGAAUGAUUUGUUUGAUAUGAUCAGGUGCAAGAGUUGGAAGUAUUGUAAUGUCUUUGGUAAGAGAAACAGUGAGGAUGGUGGUAGAGUGAGAAUUAGUUUGAUUGGUAGGAAAGGGAAGAGAGGUCUCAAGAAUGAGUCUGGGGUGGCUUUGGUGAUGAGAAGAGAGUGUGAGAAGUUUGAGGGUUGCAAAUUCAGGCUAGUGCACAUGGACAGUUUGAGCUUUUGUCAACAGGUUUCCUUAAUGAGAAAUACAGACAUUCUUGCCUCACCCCAUGGAGCUCAACUCACAAACAUGAUGUUUAUGCCUAGGGGGAGCCGUGUCAUGGAAAUGUUUCCCAAGGGAUGGCUUGAAGGUGCAGGAAUUGGCCAGUUUAUCUAUCAGUGGUUUGCAAGUUGGUCAGGAUUGGUCUAUGAGGGUGCCUGGAGAGACACCGAUGGCCCAGAUUGCCCCAAUUAUCAAAGACAACGAUCAAAAUGCUUUAUCCUUUACAAAGAUCGACAAAUUUGGGUUGAUGAAACACACUUGGCAAAUUGGACUACAAGAGUCCUUAGAGAUUUUAUCAAUAGGAACCAACCUUUGGAUGGCUUAAGGUGUCCCUCUGGUGCUAAGGGACCAGAUUGUGAGGCGUGCUCAUGUGAUAACUAUCCAUAAUUCAACCACUGACUACUGUUCUGUGAUUGGUUGGAAACUCGUGACGGACAGAGCUACAGUGUUGACAAUUUUCUAUUGCAGAGCACUAAUUUUUUGAGUCAGAGGUUUUUGAGAUUUCGUGUGACCCCAGAUGUCCUUGUUCAUAUGAUUUGGAUUUUGUUUGAUGGCUUUGAAUGUGUAAGUCCUGUUAGGAAAAUUGAGCCUGGAAAUGAUUUAAAGUGGGAAGCUAAAUCUUGUUAUCUUUGUGUAUUAAAAACAAGUUUUGAUCUCUCCACCACCUGUAUGUACUUAUUUUACAUAGUG
Messenger RNA from Amborella trichopoda, 2131 nucleotides. RefSeq lists its product as uncharacterized. Gene Ontology annotation, molecular function: glycosyltransferase activity. Lineage: Eukaryota; Viridiplantae; Streptophyta; Magnoliopsida; Amborellales; Amborellaceae. The record is from RefSeq and is a predicted model, not a curated record.